This is a messenger RNA of Jaculus jaculus (lesser Egyptian jerboa), 1494 nucleotides long. It is a transcript of the gene Slc17a4, whose product is annotated as solute carrier family 17 member 4. Lineage: Eukaryota; Metazoa; Chordata; Mammalia; Rodentia; Dipodidae. Gene Ontology annotation, biological process: transmembrane transport; monoatomic anion transport. The record is from RefSeq and is a predicted model, not a curated record. Gene Ontology annotation, molecular function: transmembrane transporter activity. The coding region runs from base 1 to 1494 and encodes 497 amino acids. The transcript has 11 exons.
AUGUCUACAGGAACAGACACCAAGGUGACAGGGAGAGACAUUUGCAAUGACAGUCAUUUAAACAUGGCUCAAGGGGAGUCCUCCAAGAAAGGCUUCUGCUCAGUCCGGCACGGGCUGGCUUUCAUCCUGCAGCUCUGUAAUUUCUCAGUUUAUACCCAACAAAUGAACUUGAGCAUCGCCAUCACAGCCAUGGUGAAUGGCACGACGGCACCCAGCCAGCCCAAUGCCUCCACAGAGAGACCACCCACGGGCUCCCAGGACCACUGGAACGUGACGCUCCGGGAGCUCAAGGCAGUGGCCCCUGCCUAUGACUGGACUCCUGAAAUCCAGGGGAUUCUUCUCAGCUCCCUCAGCUACGGCUCAUUCCUGGCUCCCAUCCCCACUGGCUACGUGGCCGGGGUGUUUGGGGCCAAGUACGUGGUUGGUGUGGGCUUGUUAAUCUCUUCAGUCCUGACUCUCUUCAUUCCACUGGCGGCUGAUGCUGGAGUGGCCUUGGUCAUUGUCCUUCGAGUCAUCCAAGGUGUAGCCCAGGUUAUGGUACUGACAGGGCAGUAUUCAAUUUGGGUCAAAUGGGCUCCGCCGCUGGAAAGAAGUCAACUCACCACCCUUGCUGGGUCAGGAUCCAUGCUGGGGACCUUUGUCGUGCUUCUUGUGGGAGGUCUCCUCUGCCAGACCAUGGGAUGGCCCUAUGUCUUCUAUAUCUUCGGUGGGAUAGGCUGUGCCUGCUGUCUUGUCUGGUUUCCUCUCGUCUAUGAUGACCCAGGGACCCAUCCUUUUAUCAGCACAGCCGAGAAGAGUCACAUCGUGUGUUCGCUGGCUCAGGAGGACUGUGUGCCAGGUUGGUCUCUUCCCAUUAAGGCUAUGAUCAAAUCCCUACCACUCUGGGCCAUUGUGGUCUCCUAUUUCUGUGAAUACUGGCUGUUUUCCACAAUAAUGGCGUACACACCCACAUAUAUCAGCUCCGUACUUCAAGCCAAUGUCCGAGAUAGUGGGCUCCUCUCAGCCCUGCCAUUCGUCGUUGGUUGUGUCUGCAUUAUCCUUGGAGGUCUGCUGGCAGAUUUCCUCCUCUCCAGAAAACUCCUCAGGCUCAUCACCAUCAGGAAACUCUUCACUGCUGUAGGGGUUCUUGUCUCCUCUGGGAUCCUCCUGCCCCUGCCCUGGGUCAGAUCCAGCCUCAGCACUACGAUGGCCUUCUUGGUUCUGUCUGCUGCCUUCAGCAGCCUCUGUGAGGCGGGAGCCCUUGUGAACUUCCUGGACAUCGCUCCUCGGUAUGCAGGCUUCCUCAAGGGACUGCUACAAGUCUUUGCUCACAUAUCCGGAGCCAUUGCUCCAACUGCUGCUGGGUUUUUCAUCAGUCAGGAUUCAGAGUUUGGUUGGAGAAAUGUCUUCUUCCUGGCAGCUGUCAUUGACAUCUUCGGCCUGGUUAUCUACCUCAUCUUUGGCCGAGCAGAAGUGCAGGACUGGGCUAAAGAGCAGAUGCUCUCCCACCUCUGA